CAGAAACAGAGAGCAGGGGGAAACAAAACAGGUUUGGUCAGAGCACAGAAGAUACCAUCAGUUUCUCCUUCCUACUUCCUCAGCCAGAAGACCUGCCCCAGACCCAACUCCUGUCAGCAGAUCUUGGUAGAGAGACGGAGAGAUUCUUCUCUUCACCAAUUCACCAUGAAGGAUGAAAUUAUGUUGACUCCCUGGAGAGAAUUUCCUGUAGAAGAAUUUGAGGUCUUGGUCCCAAACAAGGUGACAUGGGAUUUUGUCCUAGUGUGUGACAACCACAAGCUGGGCAGUGAGAAGGCUGUUAAGAGGAAGAAAUUUUUGGAAGAGCUGGAAAAGAAAGAAUUUAUCAUAAAGAAAAUUCAAGACAAGAAGUUAUUUUAUGGUGUCCGGGCUCCGAGUAGAAUCUUCCGAAAAUACCAGUGGCUGCUGAGAAACCCAGACAGAGGGUCACAGAAUUCCAGUACACAGGAGGAUGUGCUCAUCACCACCAGAAUACGCAUCGUCAACUUUAUCCUGCAGAACACAGAGAUUAAUUCUCAGGAGAAGCUAAGAGACUUGAUCAAAGAGAAAGUAUUUGAGACUGCAUUUCCACUGCAUGAGGAAAAAGAACAGAUAGAAUUCCUGAAGCAUAAAUGGGCCCGAUGGAGAAGGAUGUGUUGCAGACAGCCAAUUGAAGAAAUCAGGUCCUAUUUUGGGGAGAAGGUGGCUCUGUAUUUUGCCUGGCUGGGCUGGUACACCUACAUCCUGGCUCUAGCUGCUCUUCCAGGCCUGCUCCUCUUCAUAUAUGGAAUCAUUUAUUUCAAUUCCAGUCAAGUCAGCAAAGAGAUUUGUGAAGCCAACACCACCAUCAUGUGCCCACUCUGUGACCAGAAGUGCCCAUUCUGGCACCUGUCUGACACUUGUACUUAUGCCAAGGUCACUCACCUGCUUGACAAUGAGGGGACUGUUGUAUUCGCAAUAUUCAUGGCUCUGUGGGCCACUUUGUUCCUGGAACUGUGGAAGAGAAAGAGGGCUGAAGUGGUUAGUGGCUGGGAACUGUAUGGCUGGGAUGAAGAUGAGGAGGAGCUGGCCUUGGAGCUUAUCAAUAACCCAGAAUAUGAUCUCCAGAAGUAUCAGCACUCUUAUUUCCGCAGUAUGAUCGUGCUCCUCCUGGUCCUGCUUACAAUAAUCGUGCUGAUAGGGAUCGCUCACGCGCUUGUCAUAUACCGUGUGGUGGCCACCGUGAUCUUCAGCCAGAGUGACUCUGACUUAAUACGAGAAUGGGCCAACACACUGGCGGUGUUGACUGGGGCUGUGUUGCAUUACAUGACCAUUGUCAUCAUGACCAAGGUGAACAGAUGUGUGGCACUCUUCCUCUGUGACCUGGAAAAGCCGCGGACAUUCUCUAAGCGUGAAAACAACUUCACAGUGAAAAUCUUCACCUUCCAGUUCUUCACCCACUUCUCCUCGCUGAUCUACGUUGCCUUCUUCCUGGGGAGGAUUAAUGGCCGACCCGGGAAUUACGUGCGUGUAGCUGGCAAAUGGAGGCUGGAAGAGUGCCACCCUAGUGGAUGCAUAACUGACCUCUUUAUCCAGAUGGCUACCAUAAUGAUCCUAAAGCAGACUUUGAGCAACGUGGUAGAAUACAUCUCCCCCUGGAUUGCCUACAAGAUGAGAAAGCUGCGGGUGAAUGCAAAAAGUAAAGUCCAGGUGGAGCAGGAAGCUGAGGACCCUUGCAAGGAGCAGUGGCUGAGAAACUACCAGCUGAAUGAAGUCAACGUCUUCAGCUUAUUUAAUGAGUUCUUGGAAAUGAUGAUCCAGUACAGCUUUACCACCAUCUUUGUGGCUGCCUUCCCCCUUGCCCCACUGCUGGCGUUCUUCAACAACAUCAUUGAGAUCCGUCUGGAUGCCAUCAAGAUGGUGAGGCUGCAGAGACGCACGGUGCCUAGGAAAGCCAAGGACAUCGGAAUCUGGCUGCAGGUUCUGGAGGCCAUUGGCAUUUUGUCUGUCAUCGGCAAUGGCUUAGUGAUCGCCAUCACCUCUGACUUUAUCCCCUUGCAGGUCUACAAGUAUACAUACAGCCCUUGCACUCUGGGGAAUGACACCAACAUCGACUGUUUGACGGGUUACAUCAACCACAGCCUCUCGGUGUUCCGCGUUCGAGACUUUGAAUGGCAUAUGAAGCUGCAGGACUUAGCUGAAAAGCAGAUCACAGAAUGCAGGUACAGGGACUACAGGAACAAUGAUGAUUACAGUUACUCUGUGCAGUUCUGGCACGUGUUUGCAGCCCGACUCGCCUUCCUGAUUAUAUUUGAGCACGUAGCUCUAUGCAUCAAGCUGAUCGCAGCCUGGUAUGUCCCUGAUGUCCCCCAGUGGGUUAAGAAUAAGAACCUGGAGGAAAAAAAGAAGCAUCUUCAAGAAGAACUCAGUGUAAUGGAUCACUCUACAGAAGUGUAGCGACCCCCUGAGAAGAAUAUAGCAAUCAAAAGCACAGAAACUGCAGAUCUACUAUCCAACAGGACAUGGCUGCAGGCUUUGGAGACAUCACAAAGGCAUCCCUCCACACCACCACUCCUCUCAAACCCUGAAACUGCAAGCUCAUUCCCCAACUACCACUAAGUUUGGACUUUACUCUUAAGAAGGAAGAAAUAAUAUAAUGCUCGGUUUGCAUGAGCAGAUUGCUUUGAAUUUUAUAGUAUUCCGAGGAGGAAGUGCAUGGACUGCACAGCCAGGAAAGAGAUGAUAUAAGAAAGGCUGCAUUUCAAAGAUAUCAGACUGGGGGAAAAACCUCUGGACCAUCAGAAAAAUGUCCAGCAUUUUGCCACAUUCACAGAAGGUUAAAAAUGUGUAGAUUUUGCCAAAUUUGUCAUGCUUGUCUACCAUAAGUGGCAGGCGGGAAUUUUACAGAUGAACCCACUUCCCACCUCACUGAAUAGAAAGAACAGACAAGGUCCACUCUAUGAGCCACUGUCUGGCAUUAUUGUUCAAUGUGCAGAUUUCAUCUGCCCCACUUGGGCAUUUGUAAAGAUUGCAGCGUUCGAUUAAGUGCUGUGCUGUUUGGUGGACACCUGAUUCAUACAGGGGCUGUCCAAGAUGUUCGUCUGGUGAAGUGUUGUUUUGAAGCAUUUGUAUCCACAUAUCAGUCUGUUCAGCUUGACCCAUGCUUCUCUGUCAAGGUUGUGCCCAGUGUGGGACUCAUUUGGUACAAGAUUAUUUCAUCAGAAUUGCCCCAGGAUUUGGGACAGUCUGUAUGGGCCACCUAGUUCUCCUGCCUUACUUCUCAGAGACAUUUCUUGACUAGAUGAAAGUGUUCUCUACAGACAGAAGCACUGAGAUCUAAUGACUGUUUCUCUUACUCUGCUUUUCCAUGACCAUGGCCAAGUUCCUUAGCCUUUUUGUGCCUCAGUUUAUGAAAUGGGCUUACCUUCCUACCUACCUCAUAGGGAUAAUGCAAAGCUUCAGUAUCAAAUAUCUAAAGCACUUUGAGGCUUUUUCUACAUAGGGAAUUUGCCAGGAUCAGGAUACUAUUAGUCCAUGUUAAGAUGCAUGUACAAACUCUUAAGUGGACACAAGGGAAGCUAUGGUUUGCAUGAGUGGAGUUUAUCCCAGCUGGAGUUAGCACCACAGAAGUAAAUUGGGGCCUUCCUCUGCUACGCUUUGUCUUCACAACAGCACAUCUAGGCCCAGGACAGGAUGACGUAGUCUAGGUCUUGGGUAAUCUCAUCAAUGAUCUGCAAAAGUCCAUUGCAUUCAGUAAAGCUUCAGCACCAUCAGGAAAUCUGAUACUCAUCUUCACAGAGUGACCUGGUUUUAUUCUCAGUAAUCACCAUAAGCCUUGAUUUACCAUUUCAUUGGGCUAACAAGGAAAGCUUUGCUGGCUGUUCCAGCUGAGCGGUGGAUAGUUUACUUUCUGUGUCCCCUGUGAAUUUCAUGCCUUCUGCUCGUGUUCCUCUAAUGAGUGGAGUCCCUUCAUGGUCCCAAACCCUUCCAUCAUUCAGGAAGCCAUUAUUAUCUCUUUUACUUGAACAAUCACACAGCCAUCAUUAAGGCUGCAGCACCAUUUCUGUUCUAAUGCACUGUUUUUACUGGCUCGUAACCUGAGAAAUGUGCCUCUGGGGAUGACAGUUUUCAUGCUUGGUUUCUGCCCAGCUGCCCAAUAUGUUUUGAGUAUUUCAGCCAAUCAUGUUCUGCUUAAUUAUGACAACAUCAACAAAAAAAGUCCAUAAGCACAUGUUCAUCAGGUGUAAAUCAGCACACCCAUGUAGAAUUCACUAGAGUUAUGCCCAUUUACAUCAGUGGAAGACAAGGCACACCUACUUUUUUUUAGCGUGAAUAAGUCCAGAGACUCUGAGCUUUGAGUCACACUUAGAAUGCAAAUAGUCCUCAGUGAAGGGAAAGUCUUGCUACACCCAAAAAAUGCUGGUGCACAGUUCAUAAAAGUAAGAGAGCGUAAAUAAAACAAUCUUAGAUCCAUAAAAGCCCUCUUGUAUCCUGAUCCUGGAAUGAACUUUGCAUAAGCACCUACCUUCAAGCACAGAGCCAGGGAUCUACCCAUUUGGAGACCAUUGUGGGGUCUGGGACAUGCUACUCAGUCCUUUUAACAUGGGCAAGCUAAAUUAGUGUAAACCAGGCUUAAACCCUCAAAGUGUCAAUAUACAAAGCUGCAGUGGUUCAACCAUACUGGUUUAAUCCACAAAGCCAGUAUAGUUUUGGUGUUUAGGUAAAUCCUCAAGACUUUUCAAGGAGCACGUUGAGACUUUUUAGUUUUUCUACAAAAUCAGGAAAAUUAAAAGCAAAAACGUUAGCACCCAAAGCAAAUUAACAAUAAGUAACAAGGCACUCAGAAGACAGGCUAUUAGAGAAAGUAAAAUAAGUAGAUACAUAAUCUGCACUACUUGGCAAAUAUAACAGCAUUUAGUUCAUUUAUGCUAUAAAACACAGAUUGAGCACAAGGGCUGAAUGAAUGUUGCACUAGUCAAAAUAUUAUUUUUUUCCAGUUUCUCGGUUUGUGAAGUUUUGGUUUCUCAGCCUUGCACUAGGCUUGGCAUUCCAUGUAAUUUUAUGUUAUUUAAAUCAGACCCAUCGAAUCAUUAAACAGAGAACGUAAGAAUGUAUUUAUGCUAAACGCACUGAGCACUUGGAGACACCAGUCGUUUUAUGCACAAGUAGUCACAUUGGAUGUUAAGCACGUGAGUAGUCUAUUGAAAUCCAAUGCGACCAUUCAUAUGCUUAAGGUAUGCCUGUGCCAUCUGCUUGCUGAUUGGGGCAGUAAUCCUAAAAUCACUGCACUACAUUUUUUCUUGCAUUCCUCAUUUUAGUUGCCAGGUAUGUUAUACAAAAGUACUUAAAUAUAUUGGAAUGGUUGUUUGAGAUACUGUGCAAUAACAUUAUAAUUGUAUU
Alligator sinensis (Chinese alligator) is the source of this 5376-nucleotide messenger RNA. RefSeq names its product anoctamin 9 (gene ANO9). Gene Ontology annotation, molecular function: protein dimerization activity; chloride channel activity. The coding region runs from base 166 to 2433 and encodes 755 amino acids. Gene Ontology annotation, cellular component: plasma membrane. The transcript has 24 exons. Lineage: Eukaryota; Metazoa; Chordata; Crocodylia; Alligatoridae. Gene Ontology annotation, biological process: chloride transmembrane transport. The record is from RefSeq and is a predicted model, not a curated record.